AUGCGGCUCUCACUCUCGGCGGCAGCAACUUUGGGAGUCUUGGCUACGGCUAGCGCGGUUCCAAGCCCACGAUCCAACGAUGGGGGAGCUGUCACGAUCUCUCUCCAGCGGUCCAAGGUGUCGCAUGCGCAGACGGUCGCCCGAAAGCGCGCACUGAACGGCUAUGAACCUAGAGCAGACGAGGAUGCGGCAUGGUCGUCUGAACGGAGCUGGAAGCGACAGACCAGUGGGCAUACCAAUAUACCUGUAGAUGACAUGCUGUUUGACUGGCUAUACUCGUGCAACGUCAGUUUCGGCACGCCACCUCAGACCUUCACCGUCGCGCUUGACACGGGCUCGCCAACACUCUGGAUCGCGGCCGAUGGAUGCCGGGGAGACGGCUCGUGCAGUGGCAUUCCGUUGUUUGACCCGGCCAAGUCGGCGACAUUCACCAACCUCGACACGCCGUUGUACUUGCCGUACGGCACGGGUGCGGCAAAUGGCACACUGGCCAAAGACGUAGUGUCAAUGGGCGGGUGGACUCUCCCCAACCAGGAGAUCAUGGUCGUCGACUAUCUCGUGGACAUGUCGGCGAAUGCGGCUGCAGGCGUCUCGGGUCUCAUGGGCUUGGGACCGGCGAGUUAUUUCAACGACACAAACUUCCUCGUCAACGUGUCCCGGGGGUGGACCCAGAAGGAGAUGGGCUUCUACGCAGGACGAGCACCUAUUGUUCCAGGCGCCACGCAGGCUGAUCAGAUGGCGAGCGUUGUGCCCAAUAGCGAAAUCACCUUUGGUGGCGUCGACACGACAAAGUUCCAAGGGAAGAUCGACUAUAUCCCUACCAACUCGUCUUACGUAUGGGCGAUCCCCUUCGAGUCCGUUACAGUGGGAGCGAAGACGUUCGUACUGGAGGAAGUGGCAGUCAUCGACACUGGCACGGCAAUGAUCUACGGGCCCAGCACGGACGUGGCAGCGCUGUACGCUUCCAUCCCAAACUCCCAACCGCUCCCCGACACCCCGGGGUUCUAUUACAUGCCGUGCGCAGAUAUCCCGCACAUUUCGUUUGGUUUCAACGGCAUAACCUACCCACUGUACCUCGGCGACCUGUUUACGGCCUACCAGUCGAAUGACGGCACCAUCUUCUGCGUGGGCAACAUUAUUGGGGACAACACGACCAACACGGUGUUCAACGGCUCACCCAUCUGGAUCCUCGGCGACGCGUUCCUCAAGAACGUGUACACUUCCUUCCGCCUAGACCCGCUGUCUGUGGGGUUUGCGGAAUUGACUCCAGAGGCAGACAUUAUGACAACAGCGGCGCCGGCGGGGGCCACCAAAUUUAUGGGUCCAUCCACGACGACCGGUGCCGCCAGUCUAGCCAGUGUCGCUCCUGUUCCACCCGUCCCCACGAACACUGUUACCGUAGGAGGGGGUGGCGGUGGCGGGCCCAAAGUGGGAUCAACCACCGCGGCUGCCACAACGGGGACCGCGCAGGCUGUGACCGGCAAGACGGCCAGCUGGGGCUGCCGCCGGACAUCAUUUGAUUUGCUUGGCGUGACGAUUGGGUUGGCGGGGCUUGUUGUGCUUGUGGCAUAG
Molecule: messenger RNA, 1572 nt
Organism: Apiotrichum porosum
Lineage: Eukaryota; Fungi; Basidiomycota; Tremellomycetes; Trichosporonales; Trichosporonaceae
Exons: 4
Coding region: 1-1572 (523 amino acids)
Biological process (GO): proteolysis
Molecular function (GO): aspartic-type endopeptidase activity
Source: RefSeq, a predicted model, not a curated record